Molecule: messenger RNA, 1721 nt
Organism: Mizuhopecten yessoensis (Yesso scallop)
Lineage: Eukaryota; Metazoa; Mollusca; Bivalvia; Pectinida; Pectinidae
Exons: 10
Coding region: 94-1695 (533 amino acids)
Biological process (GO): signal transduction
Source: RefSeq, a predicted model, not a curated record
UUUCCCGGAAAGAUCAAUGAAAUGGGGCGGGGCUUCGGAGUUGUAUAGUUGCUGACAGUCUGAUAUGUAUACAGUGUUAGUUGGAGGGCCGACAUGGCAGAAGACCAUGCGGCCUUGGUACAAAAUGAAUCUAAAUAUGACUCGUCGAGUAUACCGGACGAAACCGAUGCACUGACGUCAUCAUGUUUGUCCCAGAAUGACGUGUAUUCCAACCUCAACACUUGCGAUGAUUCCAUAACGUAUACAGAGAGUUUGGAGGUAGAUGUCAUCUACUCUGCCCCACCUCUUCAGGAUUUAUACCGUUAUCACGUGUUCUUUUCACAUUCUCCAGAGGACCAAUCAUGGGUUUUCGAUAUUGUCACAAGGCUCCAAUCAGAACCGUACAACUACAGGUGCUACUACAGCGGGAAUUUCAACCAACAACAACCGAAUAUUUUACCAAACGAACUAUGUGCUGCAAUGUUAAGCGAGCGUGUCGUGGUGGUUCUCACGAGACAUUACGUGAAAUCAACGUGGUUUGAAUUCCAGGAUGUUCUUCAAAAUUUGACUCAGUGUAGUUUGUAUAGACAGCGCAUGCUCACUGUGCUACUAAGGGAAUGUUCUAUACCAGAACCACUACAAAGUAUAGGCUUUUUGGAUGCUAGGGAGAGUGACUUUUUCAGGUGUCUAGUUCGUCAUUUAAAGAGUGAGGGACUACCGAGAAGUUCUGAGUCUUUCAGUAGUGAGAUGAGCUGCAUUUUGUAUUCCCCAACAAAUAUAGAGAACGGUCAGCUUCUGGCCACUGUCCAGAUAGACGUGCUUGGCCGCUGGAGGGCUCAGCUGACCUGUAAAGACGAUGACGAUGUGCCCACGCCUCUCUGUUGUCAUGGAGUUAGCAUGAGCUAUGGAGAGUUCAUUAAUAUUCUUCAGACAUUGACCGGUCCAACCAAUGAAGACGGAACAUUUAGUUUCUUGUUCUCCCUGCGGCCAGUCCUCUUCCUUCUUGUUGCAGUGGGAGUGUGGCUAACCACAUUUAUUUUUGUACUCAUAUUCCUCAGAGACGAAUCAAAACAUAGUGCCUUAGGUAUCAGACUCCCCGUAUUUUCCUUUCCUAUGCUGUUUGUGCUGUAUGGGUACGGCAUUCGCUGGAAACGUCAGGAGCGGAAAGACAAGAUCGUGAAGUCAAUGCUACUGACCUGCGUUGCAUUGAACGAACGCCUCUACGAGUCGGAGAAGCCUGUUUUACUUACAGUCACCGCUGCCAGGAAGGGAGUAUUUUCUCUACAUUUUUUGUACUUUUGUAUGUUCGACUGUGUGGGAGACGUAGACUUGUUACUAAACACUUAUAUGGAGGAAGAUGCGGAGAAGUUUGCAACACUUGUAGAGUUAUAUACCAAAAAUCAGGACUACGUCAUACAGGCUACAAUGGCCGAGCGAUUGUGUGUGAUGCUGUCGGCACCCUACCUACAUCGAAUGCUUCAGAAACAGCUGCCCAAGUCCUCGAAGCAGCGCCACACCAACCACACCUUCUGUCUGUGUCAAUUCAUCGAACUUUUCAUUGAGGACUUCUUCGCGUGCCUCACAAAGAAGAAAAUGGCGAAGGAACUUCGUUUAGUUCUACACAAACAUCUCAAUUUCCUUGUUAAAAAAAAAACGCUACGAGAAAACGAGGACAAACUAGCAAUCAGUGAAGACUUCAGUUUCAUUUCUACGUAAUCGGUCAUGAAAUUUUAAAUGUUGCA